Messenger RNA from Capra hircus (goat), 3397 nucleotides. RefSeq names its product deoxynucleotidyltransferase terminal interacting protein 2 (gene DNTTIP2). Gene Ontology annotation, cellular component: nucleolus. Lineage: Eukaryota; Metazoa; Chordata; Mammalia; Artiodactyla; Bovidae. Gene Ontology annotation, biological process: RNA processing. Gene Ontology annotation, molecular function: RNA binding. The record is from RefSeq and is a predicted model, not a curated record.
CCCGCACUGUACUGAACUCUAAAACCCUAGCCCUUCUCGGCUCGGAUUGCCUAGACCUAGGUCUGAGUGGCCGAGGCGGCACGAGAUUCUCUUGCGUUCCGAGAUUCUCGCGGGAAACGCGAGUAGGCGCAUCUCUGACGUACUUCCGGGGCGCGGGAACAGAGGGAGACUGCGGGGGCCGCACGCCUGGAAGAUGGUGGUUACUAGGUCUGCGCGGCCUCGGGCCGGGAACCAAGCCACGUCAGUUGAAAGCUUGCAGCAGAAGAAUUCUGCUGUCACAAGACUUCAAGUGCACCCAAAAGGCAGGAAGGGGUCUUCACCUGAUAACCAAAAUACAGCUGAAUCACAGACCACUCCAGAACGAAGUCCAGCUCCUAAAACCAGGAAGAGUGGAACUACAGGCUCAUUACCAGAAAUGAACAAACCUUCGACAAAUGGCGAGAUUUCUGAAGCAGAGUCAGAUUGUUCUUCUGUGUGUGAGGUCCAGGAUCCUGUUUUCAGAGUAACUAGGAGAAGACAGAUCUUAGUUGCAGGCACCCCAGUUUCUAGUGUAAGGAAAAGGCUGAAAAUAACUCGGGUAAGUGAGUCUCAUACUGAAGAAGUCGUCUCUGAAGCAGACUCACAUGUUUCAGGUAUUUCUAGAAUUAUGCCUCCCACAGAAACAACAACCAGAAGAAGUAAGGCUAAAUCCCAAAGAGAGCCAAAGCAAGAAUCCCAUGUGGAAGUUAUUUCUGAUGCUGAGUCAUCAUGCUCAGACAUUUCAUUUUCUGGAAUUGCAACUAGGAGAACAACAAGGAGUAUGCAAAGGAAAUUACAGGCACAAACUGAGGAGAAUGAUACUAAGAUUGUACUAGAAAAUGAGAAGGAAAUCAUACAUACACCUGUGAAUUUAGAGGAUUCAGUUAACAGACGAACUUCCCGUUUACUAGCAAGAUCACUUUCUCAGAUAAAUAAGCCAAAUUUCUCUAAUAAUGAAAUUUGUAAUGACCCUGAUGAUGUCCUCUUUGGAAUUUCAGGAAAAAAACUAGCCGUGAAAAAAAACCAAAAUUUUACCAUAAGAGAGGAAAAGCAGGACAGUAUUUCACCUCUCAAAGAAAUAAAGCAGAAUUGUAAAAGUUUAGAUGAAGAAGCCAAAAAAAUAAUAGAUGGGGGGAAAGAAGGUAAUGAGAAGAGCUCUCAGUUGAAGAAUCUUUCUGAACUUCAGGAUACUGGCCUUCAGCAGUUAGUUUCUCAAAGUCAUUCAACCCCUGAAAGUGACAAAACCACAUCAGAAUCUUCAACUCUGAACUGUAAGGCUGUGAUGAAAUCGUUGGCUCAAACAUUUGCAGUUGUGGAAAUGGACAGAUGGAAUGAAGAGAGAAAGAAUGCCAUAAAAACAAGUGACUAUUCAGAACCUGGUGAUGAUGAUGAUAGUGAUGCUGAAGAGUGCACAGUUAUAGGUGUUAGUGAAGCCAUGAGCAAAGAAAAGGAGGCAGAUUCUGAGAGUGAUGCUGAAGAGUGCACAGUUAUAGGUGUUAGUGAAGACAUGAGCAAAGAAAAGGAGGCAGAUUCUGAGAGUGAUGCUGAAGAGUGCACAGUUAUAGGUGUUAGUGAAGACAUGAGCAAAGAAAAGGAGGUAGAUUCUGAGAGUGAUACCAGACCAAGUAAUCUUGAGUUCAGUACAACUCAGGAUAAAGAUGAUUCUGUUUUGUUAGUUCUCAGCAGUGAUGAAAGCCAGCAGUCUGAACACAGUGAGAAUGAAGAGGACACUGUGUGUUUUGUUGAAAAUAACGGUAACAAAGAGUCCCUAAAUGGAGACUCAGAAAAUCUGUCACAUGACAAUGCAUUGUUUGUGAUUGACACUACUCCCGGAUUGAGUGCUGAUAAAAAUUUUUACUUGGAUGAAGAAGACAAGGCAGGUGAGGUUGCCAUUGAGGAGGAGGAGGAGGAAGAGGAAGAAGAGGAAGAAAGUGAAGAAGAACUAUCAGACCAUGACAGAAAUAAAGAUAAUGAGCUUAGUGAUGAAGACAACUUGCUAAGUAACACAAAAUCUAAACUUCUGAAGUUGACGAGCAGCAGCAUAGAUACUGGACUGAAUAUUAAGGAGCUGGGUGGUUUGUAUAUUAAUUUCAAUGCAGACAAGCUACAGUUGAACAAGAGAACCCUAACACAGAUGAAAGAGAAAAGGAAAGAUGAGCUUCUGCAGAAAACUGUCAUUACUCCUGAAUUUGAAAAAAACUACUGUGUCCCACCAUAUAGUGAAUCAAAAUAUAAACUUCAGAAAAAACGCAGACAAGAGCGACAAAAAACAGCAGGUGAUGGAUGGUUUGGUAUGAAAGCGCCAGAACUGACAGAUGAACUGAAAAAUGAUCUCAAAGCACUGAAGAUGAGAGCUAGCAUGGACCCAAAAAGGUUUUACAAGAAAAAUGAUAGAGAUGGCUUCCCUAAGUACUUCCAGAUUGGAACCAUUGUUGACAAUCCUGCUGACUUCUACCAUUCACGACUUCCUAAGAAACAAAGGAAGAGAACUAUCGUGGAGGAACUGCUGGCUGAUUCUGAGUUCAGAAGAUAUAACCGAAGGAAGUACUCAGAGAUAAUGGCUGAAAAGGCAGCAAAUGCAGCAGGAAAGAAGUUUCGAAAGAAGAAGAAGUUCCGUAAUUAAGAUUCACCAAGCAAAUCACAAAAUUGAUAUUGCAGUCUUUUUUUUUUUUGGCUGCACUGCAAAUUAUACAGAAUCUGAAGCUGCCUGACCAGGUUUCAAACCUGCACCCACUGCAGUGGGAGCAUGGAGACUUCACCAUUGGAUCACCAGGGAAGUCCCUUUAUUUGUGAAUUUUUUUAUGUCACAUAAAUAACUUGGAACAAAGUAGAGAGUUAUUAACAAAUGUAAAAUACCUUAUUCAGUGAAAUACUGAAAUAAACUGAAAUACUUCAACUGGAAAUCAAUUUAAGUCACCUUUAUUAACAUUUACUUUAAGGGAUUAAAACUGGUAAGAUGCAUAGCAGUAUCUCAGAUAACGAUCUUCACAAGUUUAAAUCUUCAAAACAGUAUCAAAGUAUAUCUACGUAAAGAUGAGAAGGAAGUCUCUUAGUGCCUCAGGCUUCCACAAAAAUCUAUACUUGAAUAAUGGAUAUAUUUAUCUUUUUUUUUUUUUUUUUAAGCAAAACCACCAUUGAGAAACAGGUUUAGUGUCUUUGGCUUAUGUCAACUAAACUCAGUUCACUUACUGGAGCUAUUUAUUUGAAGGCUAAUGACUAUCAGAAGUACCAUGACUUCUCAACUGAAAAGCAUUAAAAAGUGUACUAAGUGCUGAUACAGUGUAAUGAAAGAAGAGCCUUCAGAAUACCUUAAGGAGCUCUUGAAAGACACCUGAAAUGCUUUUAAGACAACUUAUUAAAAAGAUAGUCUACAGUGCUA